AUGCCAGACAUGUAUGCCUUCCAAUCGGCCUCAAAGCCAGGCGCACAGUCAGAAGAAGGCUCUUCUGGUGCAACACUCACACCCAACAUUCUCCCCUGUCGAAUUCAUCAUGAUGGACCCAUCGACCCCGCCGGGCGAUUUUGGGCGCCGAAGACAGACGAGAAAGACGACAUUGAAACCGCACAUUACCGUGGCCGCAGACUGCGUGGUCGGCGCGUCGCAGUUCCAGAUGGAUACCAAGGCGUCAUCGCAACACCAACAGAGCGUAUUCUCCCUUCUUCGCAAACAGUCGACAAAAAUGAAGACGUAGUCGAAGUUCAACCCGAGGAAUCGGUCAAGAUCCUCGAGACACAGGGUACCUUUGAAGAUAUGAUGGUCUGGGGACAUGAGCAUCUGCCUGCGGCGGAUGAUGUCUAUGUUAAAGGUGUGGAGGAAUGGGUGCGGUUUGCCGAGACGAUGCAUGGUGUUCCUUCUACUGGUGAUGGGAAGGACGCUUCCAAGUAA
Molecule: messenger RNA, 504 nt
Organism: Penicillium cosmopolitanum
Lineage: Eukaryota; Fungi; Ascomycota; Eurotiomycetes; Eurotiales; Aspergillaceae
Product: ribonuclease H2 subunit C
Exons: 4
Coding region: 1-504 (167 amino acids)
Biological process (GO): RNA catabolic process
Cellular component (GO): ribonuclease H2 complex
Source: RefSeq, a predicted model, not a curated record